This is a messenger RNA of Sebastes umbrosus (honeycomb rockfish), 1441 nucleotides long. Its product is annotated as lysophosphatidylserine lipase ABHD12-like. Gene Ontology annotation, biological process: phosphatidylserine catabolic process; monoacylglycerol catabolic process. Gene Ontology annotation, molecular function: phosphatidylcholine lysophospholipase A1 activity; monoacylglycerol lipase activity. The transcript has 13 exons. The record is from RefSeq and is a predicted model, not a curated record. The coding region runs from base 271 to 1263 and encodes 330 amino acids. Gene Ontology annotation, cellular component: endoplasmic reticulum membrane. Lineage: Eukaryota; Metazoa; Chordata; Actinopteri; Perciformes; Sebastidae.
CAUACAUACAAGGCCACAUAUUAUUUAUAAACGUUAAAGGCUUUGUCACAGACUUCUAGUCAGCUGUGGAUCAAAACAGUCAAAAAGACAAGAAGGACCACAUCAAAUCUUUGAACCGGUUUGACACUGUAUGAAAUGUUAGUUUCAGUUGAACAUUCACAACACCGGUGAGGAGAGCUCUGCUGGAUUCGCCCUCUGUUCCAGACUAAAAUCAAGGAAAAGGGAUAAUUUUGUUGCUGCAGAGAGGAACUACUUUCACCCGUAGCAGAAAUGAAGUUGAUUGGGUUAAUUCUGUACUCUGUCUACGCCUCAGUGCCUACCUUUAUCUACCUGUUCCCCGGGAUAAUGAAAUUAAUCGUAUUUUCUCACAUCGAGUUGGCUCCAUCCAAUGUGGAUCUUAGCAAACCUCAAAACUUGCUGAACUACACAUCCAACUUCUACUUCAACGUAGAGGAGGGCGUCUCAGUGGGUGUCUGGCAUACACUCCCUGCCAGCCAAUGGGAGGACGCCAAGGGGAAAAGCCCUGAGUGGUACCGGAGCACUCUGGGAGACGGCAGUCCUGUUAUUCUCUAUCUCCACGGCCAAAGAGAGACCAGGGCCUUAGACUACAGAGUGGACCUGGUGAAGGUUUUAAGCGCUGCAGGGUACCAUGUCAUAUCUUUUGACUACAGAGGUUUUGGAGACUCCACUGGGAGCCCCACUGAAGCCGGACUGACCAGGGACUCCGUCUCCCUGUACCACUGGGUCAAGAAUCACAGCAGAGGUCUCGUCUGUGUGUGGGGACACUCACUCGGCGCCGCGGUGGCAACCAACACUGUAGUGAAGUUACAGGAACAAGGGUCUGCUGUUGAUGCUUUAGUCCUUCAUGCUCCAUUCACAUCUUUCAAAGAAGUCAUAUUCACUAGUUCCUUCGCUAAGUUUUACCAAUACCUUCCAGGAUUUGAGAAGUUGGUUUGUAGCAUCUUGGAUAAGAUCAACGUUUCGUUCUCUAACGAUAAAAAUGUGAAGAUCUUGACCUGCCCGACUCUUUUCAUCCAUUCAAAGGAUGACGAUACGGUCCCUUUUGAGAUGGGUGUCAGGCUGUUCAAGAUAGCCCUCCAGGCUAAAAAAGACAAUAACAGAAAUGUUACGGUUGAAAUGAUCACCUACAGCGCCGAUCUUGGAUACCUACACAACCACAUCUACAGAGAUCCCAAUCUGCCAAAUGUGAUCGGGAAAUUUCUACAAAACCUGACUACAUCAGCUCUCCCUCCUCCACAGUAGUAAAUAAGGCCCAGGUCGUGGAGGGCAGCAAUGUCAAAUAUGUAUGCUUAUAUGAUUGGAUCUCGCUCUCCACACUGACUCUUGGUUUACUGUGUUGGUGCUAAAAGAUUGUAACAGACAUUUUUUUUUUAAAUGCCAGUGCUUUGACUCAAGUGCUUUGACAAUAAAAAAAAGUGUU